Molecule: messenger RNA, 2269 nt
Organism: Xenopus laevis (African clawed frog)
Lineage: Eukaryota; Metazoa; Chordata; Amphibia; Anura; Pipidae
Gene: dcp1b.L
Product: decapping mRNA 1B L homeolog
Biological process (GO): deadenylation-independent decapping of nuclear-transcribed mRNA; deadenylation-dependent decapping of nuclear-transcribed mRNA
Cellular component (GO): cytoplasm; P-body; nucleus
Molecular function (GO): mRNA binding; enzyme activator activity; 5'-(N(7)-methylguanosine 5'-triphospho)-[mRNA] hydrolase activity
Source: RefSeq, marked provisional
ACUCUGCGCACUUAGAUUGUUCGCUCGUGUUUGUGUGCGGAAGACAAGAUGGCAUCCUGUGGAAGCGCGGCGGUGGACCGAGGAUUCGAAAUGAGCCUGGCGGCUUUGAGGCUAAAUGAUCCCCAUAUUAAGGCUAUCGUGGAUGUUGCCAGCCAGGUGGCUCUCUAUACAUUCAGCCAUAACGCCAAUGAGUGGGAGAAGACUGAUGUGGAAGGAACACUGUAUGUGUAUACAAGAUCUUCAUCGCCCCAAUAUGGCUUCACCAUCAUGAACAGUCUGAGCAUGGAGAAUCGGACAGAGCCAAUCACUAAGGAUCUGGAUUUCCAGAUACAGGACCCAUUUCUGCUGUAUCGCAAUGCCCGAUUUUUUAUCUACGGCAUUUGGUUUUAUGACCAAGAAGAGCGCCAGAGAAUUGCCGAUCUCAUAAAACACUUAACUCGGCAUGAACGACUGAAUGCUCAACACGGAGCUGCCUGUGGAGGAUCUCCAAUGACCCUGGACUCAGGGGAAGGUCAGGGGGUGGAUAUACUGCACAUGUUAACCAAAGCCAUGGAUGAAUACAACAAGCAGGCCUCCUCUCCUCAGUGCAUCCCGGCCUCUCUGUCUUCAGGCCGCCUGAUGUCCCCCUUGGUGUUUGCCCAGCCGAGCCGGCAGACCAGGACAAACGGAUCAGCCAACCUCUCCACCAUGGAGCCCUCCAAUCUGCUUUUCCCCACGGUACUCCUAGAGAACCCGGUCUGCACAAACACCCUGAAUAGCCGGAGCAUUGCGCUCACCAGGAGUCAGCUCCAGGAGGCCCUGCUGCAACAUAUCCAGAAUGACGACAAUUUCCUGAAUACCAUUUACGAGGCGUACCUUUCAUCGCAGCGACGGGGGGGUACAGGCAGAAGACAGAUCUAAACAUUUCCCACCCGCGUGUGUGUGUUUGUGACGUUCACAUUCCAUUUGGACAUUUUGCAGUUCCUGGCAGAAAGCUUUGGUAUAACAAGUUUCUCAAUGUGCAAACAAAUCGUAAGGGGUGGGUUACACCCAGCUGUAUAGGCUUUAUGGCAAAAUUAACCGUUGUUAAUACAUUCCUAAAUAUAUAGGAUGAUGAUUGAAGGGCAACUAAACACUUUUGUUAAUAUAAUACAGGAUUUAAAAGCAGGCUGGAUAUCCUGUAUGUGCUUGGAUGCACUAACCAAGGGAAUGAAGUGCAACUAACAUACUGAGGACGAGAACAGUUCUAAUUCGGCAGAGAAUAAAGUAACUGCAGUUGUUUUACAACUGCCAUUUAAAGGAUAAGUAACCCCUAAAAACAAGUGAAUGUAAAAUUGAUGAAGGUGCUAUUCUAAGCACUUUUGUAUUGUACAUUCAUUAUUUUAUUUUUUUUUUAAUACCAAGAUAUUAAGGGAUACAUGUGCUGUUAAUAUGAAUGAAUUUUGUUACAACAGCGCCACCUGCUGGUCAUUUUCCCACCAGUCUGACCAGCAAGUAGUCAAGGAAGUUGUCAGGAGAAAGAAAGAAGCUGCUUUGUUGUAACAAAAUUCAUUCAUAAUAACAGUACAUGUAUCCCUUAAUAUCUUGGAAUUAAAAAAAAUAAAUAAAUAAUGAAUGUACAAAAGUGCUUAGAAUAGACCCCUCAGCAAUUUGACAUUUAAGGGUGAGUCCCAGCUGGGCACUAUCCCCUCUAUGAACCUCCUACACGAAUCCAGUUAAAUCCCUCAGUAUUAAUCUGCACUCUUUUCUCUUGGUGCUUUGACUGCUUUCCUUCCUAUGAUCCUGUCCAAGUAAAGGCCAUGGGAAAGAGAGCAACCUUGCAGCAAAAGGAAUUAAAAAUUGACAUUGGAGCUAAUAGAGAAUGGUCCACUUUGUGCCAUUGUGGACUUACUUUUUAAUACCCUCCUUAUUCCUUCUGCCCCUCAAAAAUAGCAGCCAUGUUUAUAUACAGGUGUGUUCUAGUCAAUCCCCCAACAAUUUGGUGUAACCAUUGUAUAACAUUUUAACCCAUAUUCCUCAAAGCAGUAUCACAGAGGUUUAACAGGGCUGUUUUUAAUUGGGGGAGCUUUUUUAUUGUAAAUGGUUGCAAAGCAGAGUUGUAUAUAUUUUUGCAAGAAAUUGUUUUGAGUUUUCAACACCUUUUGGAUAUAGCGCACUAUUUUUAAAGCUUUUCUGCUGGAAAUGUUUCGGGAAGCUACGAAGGAAGGAUCUCAGGCAAAGAAACCUUGGCUUUCCGGUCCUAUUUUUUUUUUUUUAUUUUGGAAAACAAUAAAAAAAAAGUUCAAAGUUA